AUGAUUUCUCGAUUGUCACCAUGCCCUACAGGCCGACAUAUUUCCUCAGUAUUGUCAUUGCAGAAAUCGAUCGCACCUUUUGUUCGAUGGUCGUCAUCGGGAUCGCGCUGGAAACAGCGCCAGGGUCGUGAUUCCUAUGCCCGCGGUGCGAAGGUUCAGGGUCUCAAAAGUCGGGCGGCUUUCAAGCUCCUCGAGAUGGAUUCGAAAUACAGACUUUUCAAGGGAAGCGGACAGACAGUGGUCGAUCUUGGAUACGCACCAGGUAGCUGGUCACAGGUCGCUGUAGAGAGAACCAGGCCCAACGGCCGGGUUAUUGGUAUCGAUCUUAUCCCAGCCCAGCCGCCGCGUGGUGUUGCAACCUUCCAGGGCGACUUCCUUUCACCAGACGUACAGGAAAUGGUCAAAAACUUCAUUCUUGAAAGCCAUCGACGCCCACCUCCCCUACAAGAUAACAGUGAAACUGAACAGUCUGGUCCCGAUGAGACUGCUACGCUUGAUCGGCCGAGUUAUCUUGAUAUGGAACGGCACGCUGCUCAGGAUGAGGUACCGGCGUCAAAAAAGCGCAUCGUAGAUGUUGUUCUUAGUGACAUGUCAGCACCCUGGGAACAAACCACAGGCUUUAACGUGAACACGUUGAGUAACCCGUAUCAUAGGUUGAUGAACACGAGCGGGAACGCCUUUCGCGACCAUGCCGGGAGUAUGGAUCUUUGUGCCGCCGCGCUACAAUUUGCCAGUGAUACACUGAGAUCUGGUGGACACUUUGUCUGCAAGUUUUAUCAGGGAUCUGAGGAUAAGGACUUUGAGAGGAAGUUGAAGAUGCUCUUCAGCAAAGUCUUCAGAGAAAAGCCAGAUUCUUCAAGAAAGGCAAGUCAAUCUGGCUGGGAAAGCCGCGAGGCAUACUUUAUUGGGUUGCGAAGGAAGCCCGAUAUUACGAUACAAUCAUCAACUCCCACACAGGACGAGACUGCCAAGGCUGGAACCGACAUAUAA
Fusarium poae is the source of this 990-nucleotide messenger RNA. RefSeq lists its product as uncharacterized. Gene Ontology annotation, molecular function: rRNA (uridine-2'-O-ribose)-methyltransferase activity. Lineage: Eukaryota; Fungi; Ascomycota; Sordariomycetes; Hypocreales; Nectriaceae. The transcript has 7 exons. Gene Ontology annotation, cellular component: mitochondrion. The record is from RefSeq and is a predicted model, not a curated record. Gene Ontology annotation, biological process: RNA methylation. Bases 1 to 990 code for a protein of 329 amino acids.